Peronospora belbahrii is the source of this 741-nucleotide messenger RNA. Lineage: Eukaryota; Oomycota; Peronosporomycetes; Peronosporales; Peronosporaceae. The record is from the annotation of a GenBank genome assembly.
AUGACGUUUGUAGCGCUUAACGAGAACAUGCAAGCGAGCCCAGGACUUUCAAAAUUGAUGGACCCAACUGACCCAGAAGAUGUGAAGAAGCACGCCGAGAUUGCAAAGCAGCGAAAGGAGCUUUCUGCUCGAUGGCGCACUAUGCAGGACGCAGUGGAUCAAUUGCCGCAUGUAUCAGUCAACACGCUCAAAACCUAUAACUACAGGCGAUCUGGGGAAGUGGUAAUUCCUGACACGUUGAUCGAAGUACAAAAUUCGUUUUUGCCCAAACAUCUUAGCCGCAACAAUACCAAUUUCGGUGGGGAAGUGCUUACGUGGAUGGAUAAGAUAGCGCUAUGUUGUGCUCGCUACUUCACCAAGAAUCAAAACAUGGUCACCGUCUCAAUGAAUCGAAUAUUUUUCAAGCUGCCGAUCACCAUGGCGACGAUGCACGCACGUGUCAGCAGUUCUCGUCGUUACCACUUAGAAGUCGAAGCCGAGGUGUUUGUAGGUCGAAUCGGUUCCCAGGAGCGCCGAAGGUCUCAUACAGGGUACUUCACCGUGGCGAACCUAGAUCGAUCUAACCGCAUCAAGCAAAUCUCUACGGGUCUCAAGGUGGACGAAAAUGACCAGGAAAGCAUGCGCACAUUGCUCAAGGCUCAACACCGUUGGCUGUUUAACGAUCAAGAAACUAAGCUACUGACACUGGAGCCACUCUCACUGUCCACUCCAAACGCUUCAAGCUCUCAGAUUAUGUUUUGA